This is a messenger RNA of Phalacrocorax carbo (great cormorant), 1937 nucleotides long. NCBI's taxonomy places the organism in Eukaryota, Metazoa, Chordata, Aves, Suliformes, Phalacrocoracidae. The record is from RefSeq and is a predicted model, not a curated record.
AGACUGAGGUCGGGAAUUCAAACUGACAGGUGGCAGCGUGGCCGUUGGCGGCGGCCGGGCUGGUCGGACUGACGGACGGACUGACGGACUGAGAGCGACGGCGGGGCCCGCCCGCCAUGUCGGGCAGCAGCUGCACCUUCGAGGACCGCUGCGUGUCCGUGCUGUGCUGCCGCUUCUGCCAGCAGGUGCUGAGCUGGCGGGGGAUGAAGGCCGUGCUGCUGGCGGACACCGACACCGACCUCUACUCCACCGACAUCCCGCCCUCGGGUACUGUUGAUUUCAUCGGAAGCUGCUAUUUUACUGAGAUCUGCAAAUGCAAACUGAAGAACAUCGCGUGUUUGAAGUGUGGUAACAUUGUCGGUUAUCACGUGAUUUCUCCCUGCAAACCUUGCCUGCUGUCCUGUAAUAAUGGCCACUUCUGGAUGUUUCAUAGCCAAGCAGUCUUUGGCAUCAACAGACUAGACCCUUCUGGUGUGAAUGUGUUGCUCUGGGGCAACUUGCCAGAUUUGGAGGAAAGCACAGAUGAAGAUAUGUCCUGCAUCUCUGAGGAGGAGCAUAUCAGAUAAAUAUUAUCUAUAAUAUACUACAGUGUCUUCCCUAGAUUUGUUGCAUUGCUGUUUGGUUUGGAUUUUUUUUUCCUGCUGUCCCGUCAGAGCUUAAACAACACAGGAAACCAGGAAAUCUGGAAAAUUAUCCUAAAAGAGGACGGUAUCAUCUUCCUCUUUCACUGUAGCCUUCCUUAGACUCUUGAAUCUGCCUAGUGCGUAUCUUCUGACUAGAGACAUGCCUUGGUUAGACAUGGAAAUGGAGACGGAAAGUGCAUUUAGUGAGGUCUAGGUCUGUUUUGUUUUUUACAUUUAAGUCUCAACAUUUGAUAAUCUUUGCUCUGUGAAUACUGUUUUAGGAAAGAAGAAAAAAUACAGUUAAAGUCUUUCAGUUGCUGUAAGCACAGCUUUAAAAUCUUAAGAGUCAGUCUGGUUGAUGAAGUUCUGAAAGAGCUCUGCUUUUGUGGUCACACGGACCAUUGCCCAGAGCUUCUAUUCUGAGUGUACGGAGUUGCCGAAUAAGUGGGUUAAAGUACCCGAGCUUUGGCUCUAUGAUCUGGCUUUCCUGCUCUUAGCAGCUUGUUCUCCGGGCAUCUGAGGCAUGCCAGGACGCUCCUGGAUGCUGACUGGGGAGCUAUCAGAGUCUCCCAUCUUCAUCUUUCAGUACUUUUAGGAUCAUGUUUCUGUGGAGAUCAAGUUAGUUUUCUGGGUUUUCUUUUUCCCCUGAUAAAACCUAACUACUGAAGUUACUUCAAGCCUAAUAUAACGUCAAGACUACACUGAAAUUUUUAUUAAGGUCAGCAAUAAAAUCCACCCAGUUCUAUGUGUUAUUUUCUUCCCCUUAUAGGAUAAGCAUCCCUCCAAAACAGAACUCAGUCAUCGACUGGGUCUUUUACAGAGAGGGAAAAAAAAAAAAGAGAAAGAGAUCAGGUUAGAUAUUUGGUGUUCCUGCCUAACCUUGUAUCCUGAAGCAUACACACAAUCUGGUUCCCGUAAGAAGUAGUGGAUUCAGAGCUCAUUAUCCGAGUUGUUACAGCCAUAGUAUUUAACUUAUGAACGAAAUACUGUCCCCUUCAGCCAGUCACCUGAAGGAUCACCUGUAGAAAACUCAAGGUACGCUCAUAUAAGAGAACUGAGUACAUUUUUGAAUUUGGAUUGAUGCUGAAUAAAAAGUUCUGUAGCUUCUUGCGAUACUUGGAAGAGGUGCAGUGAAGGCAGAUCUGAAUUGUCUUAGUAUUUUUACUGCAUGUUAUAUAUUUCUUAAGGAAGGGUACUACCUCUUCUGCAUUGUUUAAAUGUAUAUUGGUAUAUAUACGUACGUGUGGGUAUAUGUGUAUGUCUUGUUUAGACUUCCUGUAUUAUGUCUGGUCAUUAAAGAAAAGUUUUGGACUA